Messenger RNA from Bactrocera dorsalis (oriental fruit fly), 1769 nucleotides. RefSeq names its product tetraspanin-11 (gene Tsp68C). The record is from RefSeq and is a predicted model, not a curated record. Gene Ontology annotation, cellular component: membrane. The transcript has 3 exons. Bases 530 to 1360 code for a protein of 276 amino acids. NCBI's taxonomy places the organism in Eukaryota, Metazoa, Arthropoda, Insecta, Diptera, Tephritidae.
AUACAUACAUAUGUAUGCAUAGAAUUACCCACUCUAGAAUUUAAAUUUUUCGAUAAGUGAAAUAAGCAAACUAAACGGAUUACAGACAAAUUACUGAAAAUUUCAUUUAAUAUCUACUCGCAUAAAAAAUAUGUAUAUGUUUCGCCUUUUUUGAGAUUUUAUGCGUUUACAUACUCAUAAAUAAAACUGAGUACACGAAUUCAUUCAACAGGUAUCAACAGUAUGUUUAGACGCUUUACAUUAUCUCUUUUUUUUUUUACUACUUCACGGUUUGCAGAUGAACAAUUCUCUCCGAACAGCUUGUAAAGAUAAUGCAUAAAUUAAAUGAAUGAGAGUGGGACAUUUCAAUUGCAAAUUUUAUUCAAUUUAAUUGUUAGCUUGUUUACAUUUAAUAACAACGGUAGCAUUGUAUCUAAUAUUCAAAGAAUUCGAAAGAGCUCUUUCAUAUCAAUGACACCGCAGUAGUGACACCAUCAGUUUCUGUUUAGUAUUCGUAUACUACAAAAGUUUAUAAAGUAAAAAUCGAACAAUGCCGCGCGCAUUCAAUCAUAAAUUAUUCCUCUACUGUUGUAAUCUCAUAUUCUUGUUCUGUGGAGUGAUCCUUAUCGUUUUUGGUUUCUUCCUUUUCAACGAUUCAAAGCGUAUUCUUCUAUCGCGUCUUCUGGUGACAACAAGCGAGAAACUGAACAGCUUACCACAACCUCUGUUCUAUUAUAUUUCCAUAGGCGUUCCUGCAGCGGGAUGUAUAGCAGUCCUCGUCUCCAUGGUUGGAUUUUGGGCGUCCAGCCUGCACACCUAUUGCUGCCUUAGUUUGUAUUUUUUAUCAGUGGUCGUUUUACUCCUAGCUCAGUUAUUAGUCUGUCUAGCGAUUACAUUGUGGCCACAUUGUUUGGGCAUCAGUUUGGAUGAAUCGAAAAUGGUUAAAGUUCUACAGGGAAAUUAUGGUAUGCCUGGAAAAGAGCAAUUCACUAAUGCCAUUGAUUUGGUCCAGACUCAUUUCGGUUGCUGUGGCAUAAAUAACGAUAUUAACUAUGACACAUCCCUAUGGAAGCUACAGAGUUACGGUCAGCGAGAGUGGGUGGUACCUCUUACGUGUUGUAUUUUACAAAAUGUCGAUGAUAAGUUGUCUUAUUUGGAUCCGAAGCCAGAGAACAUAACUCAGUGUCAAAUGUUGCAGAAAAUGGACUAUGUAAAAAAUCGGCACAAAAUGCCUUGUCUCAAAUACAUAGAGAAUUGGUAUAAUGAACAGUAUGCAUUGUUCUUACAAUUUAGUUUUAUCAUUGCUAUUGUGGAGUUUUGCAUAUUACUCUCGGUAAUUGUAAAUUGUACAAAAAUAGCAAAGAAAAGUUGUCAAAAGUAAAAGAUACACAUGUAAAUAAAAAUCAAACACUAUUUGAGAAUGUUUACGAACAGGAUUUAGAAUCAAAAGCUGUAAAUACAGCCAUCGGACUAAACAAGAAUUGCAGCUUGCCAAAUUUAUUUAACGAAUUGUAUAUAAAACCUCGUAGCCUUGCAUAAACUUCGCCAUACUACCAAUGAUAAUAAUACGAAUCCUGACAGCAUUCAAUAAGAAGUAACUGCUAUUUUAAUUGUAUCAGCUAUAACUUUGAAAAGGUAUUGUUCGAGAAAUUAAGUUUUUAUAUUUUAUUAAUUAUACUUGCAUAUAUAUAUAUAUCUAUUAUACUACUCAUCUUACUAGAGUUUCAGGUGUGCUAAGCAUUUUUUAAAUAAAACCAUACAAAUUUGUACUCUUACUUAAGAGGAAUAAA